AUGAAACAAUUCCUCACUUAUAUGGACCAUCCUGGCAAUUUCCUUCAAGGCGGAAUCACUGCUUCGAUUCAGGCCGGUGCUUUUGCAGGGUCGUUGCUGACGGGCGCUCUGCUGGCUGAUCGCCUGGGCCGCCGCAAAACUAUCCUGCUUGGCUCUUUGAUCUUCACUAUAGGUGUAGCUGUCGCGACUGCGGCCAACAAUGUCACGGCCCUUGUUGCUGGACGCGUGAUUAAUGGUCUUGGGAAUGGUUGCUUAGCGAUGAUGGUUCCCUUAUACCAAAGCGAAAUUGCGCCUCCGAAAAUUCGCGGCCGAAUCGUCUCCAUGCAACAAUGCUGUAUCAAUUUUGGUAUUCUAAUCGCUUUCUGGAUUCAAUACGGUGCCAGCUAUCUCGACGGCCCUGCAUCGUUUCGAUUGGCAAUGGGUCUCCAGAUGAUCCCCACAGUUACCCUGCACUUGACCAUGUAUUUCAUGCCGGAAUCGCCGCGUUGGCUUGCCCAGCGGGACGAAAACGAAAAGGCCUUGCAAGCAUUAGCGCGAUUGCACUCCGAUGGCGACAUUAACGAUCCCUUUGUACAGGCGGAGCUGGCUGAAAUUGUGGCCAAGAUCAAGUGGGAGAGAGAAAAUCCGCCACCAGGUUAUAUCGAGAUGCUAUUCGGCCGGGACCGUCGUCGGAUGUGGCUGGGACUCGGUGUGCAAUUCUGGCAACAAGUUACGGGUGUCAACGUAAUCAUGUACUAUGCAGUGUUCCUGUUUGAGCAAGCAGGUAUUACCUCGAACAAGGGCUCGCUGUUGGCAAAUGGUAUCCAAGGUGCCGUCUUGAACGUUUUCACCUGGCCCAACAUGUAUUAUAUGGACAAAUGGGGCCGCCGCAACCCCAUGAUCAUUGGUGGAGUUGGCAUGGCUAUUUCCAUGAUGUUGAUCGGAACAAUCAUGAAGACCAUGGGCAAUCCGGUGUAUAAUCCUCUCACGGACAAGACAAAUUUCGCCUUUGCUAACCAGACAGCCUCUAAUGCUACCAUUGCCUUCGUCUAUAUUUAUGUCAUGACGUUUGCUUUGACCUGGGCCUGUGUGGCCUGGGUUUAUCCACCGGAGCUAUUUACCACUGGCUCGCGUAGUCGUGGUACUUCCAUGACCUCGGCUACAAACUGGUUUGUGAACUUCUGGUUCGCACUAUAUAUCCCCACGGCAAUGGAAAAGAUUUCAUGGAAGCUGUACAUGGUUUUUAUGACUCUGUGCUUCGCAAUGGCUAUUUGCGUCUUCUUCUUCUACCCAGAAACAGCAGGGAAGUCAUUGGAGGAAAUUGAUUUCCUUUUCGCAAAGAACCGCACUAUCUGGGUGUUCAGUGACCAGAAGGCUCGCAAGGUCGGUGCCAUCUUUGAGCGCGACAUGGCUCACGGUGAGGCUCUCACAGAGUUUGACGACAAGGGCACGGGGGUAGUACAUGUGGAUCAUGUUGAAGUUUGA
This is a messenger RNA of Penicillium riverlandense, 1464 nucleotides long. RefSeq lists its product as uncharacterized. Gene Ontology annotation, biological process: carbohydrate transport; transmembrane transport. Gene Ontology annotation, cellular component: membrane. The record is from RefSeq and is a predicted model, not a curated record. The transcript is spliced from 9 exons. Lineage: Eukaryota; Fungi; Ascomycota; Eurotiomycetes; Eurotiales; Aspergillaceae. Gene Ontology annotation, molecular function: carbohydrate:proton symporter activity. The coding region runs from base 1 to 1464 and encodes 487 amino acids.